AUGAGCUUGGGUAAAGAUAGACGCAUCUCCCGCGCGUGUAUCUUUUGCCGCUCGAGAAAGACCAAAUGCGAUCUGCGCGGCGGCCGUCGUGUCCGAGGAUUAAGGACCUCUCAACCUCCUGCCAACGAUCAACAACCAGCUGACCGGGGGUCAAGUUCCGGGCAGGGCAACACUAAUCGCAUGGGCGAACAGACGCCCGAACGCGGCGAGAGGGAGCAGCCACGUUCUGACGACGAAGCAAACGGUGAAAUUGACGCUUGGCCACCUCCACAAGCACCAUCAGAAUGGCACCGGCAAGGCCCCCACACUGGCGAGGUGCAUGCAGAGUCGAGACAGACGACCGAUGGGUUGGAGAGACGCAUUACAUCCUCGGAUCUACUGAACCCUUCAGAUGCCUUGGACCUACUGGCCCAAGUAGCAGAUCACGAACCUGAUGGACAACGUGGCUCCUCGUCGUGGCCGGCAGAAAGCGGCGGCGUUGCCCCAGUAGCUGAAGCAGAUACGAGGCAAUGUUAUCCUCCCCUAUCGAACAGCAUAUUGGCGUUGUCAGAUGCUGCAUACCUGCUUCAACUCUAUCAUGAGCGCUACCACCCUUUCUUCCCGAUUGCCCACGCCGCCAUUUUCGACGACAUUAACAUCUUGGAAUGGAUUGAGAAAGAAGAGCACCUGCUGACGGCCAUUUUGACGGUUGCCUCUAAAGAUGACCAAGCCUGGUCCCGCACAUACGAGGCCUGCUCUCGACACAUGGAGAGCCUAAUCUCCAAGCUCAUUUAUUCCGGUUCGACCACAGUAGGUGCCGUUGAGGCAUUACUGAUUCUCGCCGAAUGGGCUCCCCAGCCACCACAGCAUGACCAUGUCAUUGGAUGUGGUAAAGAAGACCACGGGGCUUGGAUGCUGGUAGGCAUGGCAAUCCGACUCGGUUACCUACAGAGACUAGAACAGACCGGCCUACGUCAAGCUCAAGGGACGUUGUCGGGACACGCGUGUAGGCAGCGUAUUGCCUGGGCAGCGUGUUAUAUGAGCGACCGACAGGUAUCUAUUCGUCUGGGCAAAGGGUUCUGGUCUCGCGGACCAAGCCCCUCGACCCAUUUACGAGCGGCGGACUUUCCCUCUCUACAAGCGCAAGUCCUUGGUGGUGACAAUCUUGCGCUAUUCUUCCAAGCCCACCUUGAGCUCACUCAACAAUUUAGCAAUGCCCAUGAUAUCCUCUACUCUUCGACGAGCCAUAGGGAACAACUCUACUUGGGCGGAGAAUACGUGCGAUACAUCGAUGACUUUACCGCCGUUCUUCGAACAUGGAAACUCUCAUGGGGCAGCCUGACAUUCACUCCCCUCGUCAAAACUUCUUUGAUCUUAUCCUAUGAUUUUCUUCGCCUGUAUAUCAAUGCGUUUGCGUUUCAAGCGAAUUUAAACCGAGCUGUUCGGCGGGCAUUCCGAGAACCGACAAACUCCCAAUCGAACGGGGCCCUAUUUGCUGACAUCGCCGGAGCGCCGGAUGCCAGAUUCAUCUACGAGUCAAUAGAUGCAGCCAAUUCCCUUCUCGGGAUGCUAAAUGGUUUCAUCGACCCCGAGGCUGAGUUGAGAUACAUGCCCCUCAAAUACUACCUCUACGCUAUCUAUGCGGCGGUAUUCCUAUUCAAGGCGAUGCUCGCGGGGGCGAUCAAGUCCGCAGAUGCCAGCGGGGUACGCCGCACAGUCCAUGGAACCAUUCUUAGGCUGCAAAGGACAUCUACUGACCCCCAUAGUCUGGGGCACCGUUAUGCCCGAUCGCUUCGUCUUUUAUGGCGUAAAUCCUUUGGCAGCAAGCAAAAGAAAGCGACUUAUACUGACAACUUGACGCUGCGAGACCCACUCGCGCUAGCCCAGGAUUCAGGCACCCAUUCAGCGCCGGGGGGGGAGGGAGUUGCAAAACCAAUGUUCUGGGACCCUUUGAACGGGUUUUCUUGGAAAGACCUGGAUUCUAUUGGCCAUUUCAUUACAAAUGAUGCUUCCGCAAGCGUGACGGACGGAGUCUUGACAACUCCCGAGCUCGUGUCAGAACAGGGCGCCGCCGGGACAACAGACUUGGCUGCAGAUUUUUGGGAUAACGUAUGGGAUGAGAACGACCUUAUAUUUUGA
Fusarium falciforme is the source of this 2118-nucleotide messenger RNA. Its product is annotated as C6 transcription factor. Gene Ontology annotation, molecular function: DNA binding; DNA-binding transcription factor activity, RNA polymerase II-specific; zinc ion binding. Bases 1 to 2118 code for a protein of 705 amino acids. NCBI's taxonomy places the organism in Eukaryota, Fungi, Ascomycota, Sordariomycetes, Hypocreales, Nectriaceae. The transcript has 7 exons. The record is from RefSeq and is a predicted model, not a curated record. Gene Ontology annotation, biological process: DNA-templated transcription; regulation of DNA-templated transcription. Gene Ontology annotation, cellular component: nucleus.